UAAAGCGCGCGGCAACGAUGUUUCUUCGCCUGUACCUAAGCGAGGACGAGACGAUAAAGACAAGGGAGAGAAAAACUUUAUUACAGCAAUUAGAAAGUUCAACGCUUAUUACAGCCCCCUAAAACAGUGAAGAAGAAGAUACACGCUUAUUAACAAGAGAUUAAACGUUUAUAUCCACACAACCAAGGAGGAGGAUAAUAACGCUUAUUACAACAGCUAAAACCAAACGGGAACAUUUAUAUCUAUACAAUCCCAGUGAAAUCAAACGUGAAUUACAAUAACUAAGACCAAACGGGAACUAAAGUCAUAUAUACCCACACGAUCCAGGUGAAAUCAAACUUUUUCUCGGCAGACCUUUACCACUAACUCCCAUGGACAGAGUGAGUGAGAUCUUACUUUUCCUGCAGUGCUAUAUUUCCUCCCCUAAGGGACCACCACCACCCUGUGCACCCGUCUUAUUAGUGACAUGGUUAAUGGGUGCGUGCUUAGCUAUCGUCUCCGCGGCGCACCAGGCAUGUUUCAAGCUGGCCCACGCCCUCACGGAAAUACUCACGAGGGCGCCCCUACAACAGCCGCCUCCACCACCCAAGAUGGAGGAAGACCUAGAGGAAAGACUUCUGGCAGAGAUGAGCAGCAUUGCUGCUGAGAAGUGGACCAAACAGGAUAGUGGGGCCCCCAAGGUACCAAAGUCCAUGGUGGCAUCUGUGAGGAGGAUAGUGAAGAGUGUCCAAAGCAACUCCAUUUCUGGGAAAAGCUUGUUGGACUUUGCUUAUACCAAGACUGACGGGGAGGAGAAGCUACUUAAGGUCACCAGUGCUUCUGUUCCUAAUGGUAUCCUGCCAGAGGGUUAUGUGGGGGUCCUGCAUGACAUCAAGGUUAGCGGACGCCAGGCCGAUGACAGUAUCUACAGCAACCACCCUGACAUUCGGCAGAAGAUACCACGAGGCACCACAGUGAUGGACUUAAAGCAUGGAAGCGAUGAGACGCUUGAACAGGAUAUUGUUAUAUACGCCAAUCGAAAGUUCACAGGGAGCAUUGGAGACGAGGACGACUUGCAACCAGAGAACAACGACCAAUGGAAGAAAUACUUCCUGAAGGACCAGGAGGAGGCCCGGCAGGUGUUGUGCAUGGAGAAAGUCAACGGAGAAGCAGCACACUUUAGCGGCAGAUUCAUUGAGAAUCAGUUCUACAUCAUCACUGGGAGUAAGAACGUCCACAUGAUCAUCAAGAAGGAAGAGGACAUUGACAAGUAUGAAGGCGAGCGCUACAACUUUGCAAAGGUGGUGGCCAGGUGUGUGUGGCAUUCUCUUCAAGCUCUGGAGGAUGGGAACCGGAAGUUUUUGCAGAGAUUCCUUGACAAGACGAAAUGCACAGCCAUCUGUGAAUUGCUGCAGCGUGAGAACCAGCACAUUAUAAGCCUUGACCACCUGGAGGAGCCACUGCUCACCGUCAUUGGCUUCACCCCGACAGCCAGCAAUGAGGAGCCCAGCAGCCUUGUCGCUAUUCCUCCGCACCACACCCUAGACCUCCUCUCCUGCCUUGGCUUCACGGUCCCCACUCACACUGUCAUCCCAGUGGAGGAGUUGCAGAGACAUAGGGAGGAGAUCCGUCUAGGAUACCAAACGGAGGGGAAGGUGCUCUACUUCCUGGACAAGGAUGAAGAGACUAUCGGGCUGGUGAAAAUCAAGACCAUGUGGUACAUUAUGCUCCGGGCCCUGAGAGAGAAGCUGAUUUACACUACACGGCGCCGGCAGGGAUGGACUGUAGAGGACCGCAUUGAAUCUGCACACAAGAGGUUUAAGGAAAUCCAGGAGUGGCUACUUUUCUCAGACAACUAUCUUGAUGGCUGGAAGGAACUUGCCUCGACUUUCAUGAAGUCGGUGGACGAGAAGAUUAAAGAAGACUGUGUGAAGUUAGAGGAAAUCCGGCCAACUUACCCAACCAUGUGGAAGAAGUUUCUACAGGAGACAAACCGGAGUGACAUUGUGAAGCCUUGAUGCAGAUUGCAGAGGUCCUGCAUGUGUGUUUGGGGGGUUUGGCACAAAGAAGAAUGGUUUUGAAUCUCUGAACUUUACUCUGUUCCAGUGCACAGUAUUUUCUUUGACAUGUAUUUUAUGUGGUCAUUGUUUUAAAGGUCAAGAACCAAAAAAGUAUUUGUUAAGUCUCUGUGUGUGUGUGUGUGUGUGUAUUCAACUUCAGUCUGUGCCACUGGUUUAGGCCAUGACGCGUCGGCUCAAUGAUAUGUAAACCUAUUAACUUUUGCGCAACAUUAAGAGUAUUAAAAAAGAAAAUUGCCACUUACCACCCACAAAUAUUUAGUUGUACUAUCUUCUUCUAUAUACAAUCCUGUAGUCACUGUGAUACUGAGUGAACAAAUUUGUGUAUAACCUCUUCAUUGAUGUUUUCCCACACAGCAACCUUGAGUUUUGCUGGCACCAGUGUCCUUUCACAGAGUUCUUUUUUCACUAUUGAUCAAAGAUUUUCAAUUGGAACAAAGUCUGACUUGUGACCCAUUUCUUGGUGAAUGAUAAGACAGACCUCCAUUUCCUGGUGAAUGAUAAAACCAUCUGAAAUGCAGUGUUCAAUUUAUGGGCUGAUGAAGAGGAUUCUUCUCAGCAACAGGAGGAGGGGAGGUAGUGGGAAGGAACUAUUUCCCAAGAGUAGUAUCUUUUUCCUUAGCCGUGAAGGAGGGGGGGAAUGGUGACCCUGUGGUUUCUUCAGUUACCCAUCUAUCAACCAUCCCCAAAAGAAGGAUGAACAUCUAGGUGGGCUACAGUGGCUUUGGCCACUUGCAGACUCCUUAUGAACUUGCAUUUCCUUGUGUAUAUCCUGGUUAUCUCAGGGCAUAGUGAUUUGCAUUGCUGUAGUGUCAUUCAACAAUGUUUCAAAUCUGUCCUUUUUAACCUUAAAGACUUCCUAUUUCCCUGUGUAUUCUUGUGUUUAUCCCAGCGACUAUCAUCAUCAUCAUUUCAUCGACACCUGCUCCUAGGAGCUCCCACCAGGGGAUGGCCACGGCAGAAGAGUUUCCAACUUUCUCUAUCCAGACACUCCCUCCUUGCCUGCCAAAGUUUCUCAACGAUCUUUCCCCCCUCUCCCUAACAUACUCUUGCACUCUAUCUCUCCAUUUCACUGGAGGUUGUCCUCUAGCAUUCCCUCCCUCUAUCUCACUCACAUACACCCUUCUGGUCAUCUUACUCUCCUCCAUUCGCUCCAUGUGGCCAAACCACUUUAAAGUCUGUCGCUUCACUUCUUCCACCACUCCACACUUCUUCCCUUCACCCCCGAGACACAUUCCAAAACGCUCGUACACACUUUCAUUACUCAUUCCAUCCAUUCUACUCACACCACAAGCACUCCUCAAAUAACUCAUUUCCAUUACCUGCAAUCUAGACCUCUGACUUUCAUUCCAGGCCCACGUUUCACUUGCAUAUGUGAGAGUUGGUACUGCAGCGACUAAGUCUUAGCAAUUUUCAUUGGUUCAUUGCCCCACAGUAUUGCUAAAAUCUGUUCAUGUGGUGGGAUUGACAUCUCCUUAGAUACCCAGUUGACUGAGAUAUUUUGGGUUAUGGCACUUCAAUUUCAUUGUUUCUCACAGGUUAUCCCAAGUAAAGAAAAUGGUGAAUAGUAUUACGAUGUUUACUGUAUGCAUUAUGUGUUGUUUUCUCUGAACUUUAAGAAAAAAUAUAGCAUUUGUACCACUGGUCACUGUAGCACAAUUGCAUAAUCAUAUUGAGGUGAAGGAUGCUAAUUCUCUUACUGUUUGAAAAUUGGGAGGUAUAAACAAGAAACAAAGGUAAUGAAUGGCAUAUGUACCGUAUUAUCUCAGAGUAACUUUAUAAAAUUACUUGCAGCAUUACCAGAUCACAGUUGUAUCACAGUCGUAAAGGAAAGACACUGAAUCCAUUUCAAUGUACAAACUAGAGGGGUAGCAGCAGUCAGGGGUGAAUGUUUUGCCUUAGGAUAAGUGACUGUUCUUCAUUUAAUUGGAUGAGUGAUGUGUGUAUGUUUCUGAUCCACCCUGAUGUGCUGAAGUAGUUUUGGUUCACUGUAACUGCAUCUUUAUGUGAAGGUAUUAUUUUAUUUUUAUAUUAAGAUGAGGUAUUUAGUUUAUAUAUGCAAAGGAAAAGAUAAACAUAAAUUAACCACUUA
Messenger RNA from Eriocheir sinensis (Chinese mitten crab), 4149 nucleotides. RefSeq lists its product as uncharacterized. The record is from RefSeq and is a predicted model, not a curated record. The coding region runs from base 372 to 1997 and encodes 541 amino acids. The transcript has 8 exons. NCBI's taxonomy places the organism in Eukaryota, Metazoa, Arthropoda, Malacostraca, Decapoda, Varunidae.